AUUAUGGCUGAUAUCUAUUGAAAACAAAAUAAUAAAAUAAGUAUUUUGUUUUGCCAACAAUUCUAUUUUAUUUACAAUUAAUUUUUAUCAAUUUCAAACACCGGAUCUAUAAUCAGUCAUGAGCUUUGAUCCGUCCACAUAUGAAGAGACCGGUUUUGAUGCCAUACUUCCCGCUAAAGAACUCAUCAAACAAAUCAAACAAAGUUAUAACAAUAACAAAUACCCACUGGUUGUAGAUAUCGGGUGCGGUCCGGGAAACACCGUAAAACUGUUGGACAAUGAGCUCAAACCGGAACAGAUCAUCGGUAUAGACAUCGACACAGAGAUGAUAUCAUUUGCCAAACAAAACAAUGGACUGAAAAACAGCGAAUACUAUGUGCAGGACAUCGGCGCAGACUUUGACAAAUGGGAUCAAAGUCUUCAGAAAGUGAGCGGAAAAGUAUCCGUCGUUUUCUCCAACUAUGCGCUCCAUUGGGUUCGGGAUGUGGAGACGGCCGCCAAAAACAUGUCGCGACUCCUAUCUAAGACCGGGAUCAUUGUCAUUGACAUACUAUAUUGCGGUGAUAUAUACCGUAAUGUGAGUGCCGAGCAAAGGGCUAAAUACGAGCAGUGGCUCCGGUAUCCCAGCGAACAGGAGGUGAUCGGCCGGUGGAUGUCGGCCCUCAAAGGCGCCGGACUCACACAGAUUGACAUUAAAUUCUGGAGACCGAAGUGCAUAUACCCUGAGAAAGUAUACAACGAGUUCAUUCAGUAUCCCAUCAAUUGGUAUAAACAGUAUUUGAAAGACAAUGUGGACUCCGGUGUCAAUGUGGACGACCUGUUAAAGGAUCUCAUACUGAAAGACAGGGCCAGAAAAAUUGAGAGCGCCGGUAGAAAAGUGUUUCAUGUGUCCAAUAAAGGGGACGAGGGGGACAUUAGGGUGAAAGUCAAAUAUACUAUUAUGGCUAAUAAGGGUAAUGAAACGGUAAUAAUAGCGGGAAAAGUGAUCAAUUCAUACUUCAAAGAGUGUGUCGGAGAUUAUUUUAUUAGCAAACAAUAUAACGUGAUUACGGACGGCAACUGUGGGACAGGUAUUAAGCGCAUGGACUCAAAGGUGGCCGAUAUCCAGAUCAUGGGCACCUGCGAGUCCUAUUGUAUUAAGCGCAUGGACUCAAAGGUGGCCGAUAUCCAGAUCAUGGGCACCUGCGAGUCCUAUUGUAUGGGCAAGGUGGCUUAUUACAAUAGUGCAUCAGCCAGGCACUCCAAGUCGAAUAUCGGCUGUGAUAUCGACCCCAAAAUGAUUAGUUUCGCACAAAAGCAUAACAAGUCUCCAGAAAUUGAUUAUUUGAUUCAAGACUUUGGCGUCAAUUGGCACCAAUUGGACGAUCGACUCAAACGAUUAGCCGGUAAAGUGUCAGCAAUUUUCACCAAUUAUGCCAUGGCUUGGGUCUGGGAUAAGGAGAGCGCAGCCACUAAUAUCGCUAAACUACUGGCCCCGGGAGGUGUGUUUGUGGCCAAUAUCCUGUACGAUGGGGACAUAUUUCAGUGUCUGCCUAAACACGACCGUCAGAAAUGCUAUGAUUUAAUACCGUAUCCGACGGAACAGGAGUUUAUGGGCGGUUGGCUCAUGUCUCUCAAGAAGGCCGGUCUCUAUAAGAUAGAUAUUGACUACUGGGAGCCUAAGAUUGUCAUGUCGGAGCAGUUAUACCUCGAUGAGUAUAUAAAUAUACCAAUGAAUUGGUAUAAACACUACUCGACGUUAAACAAUGGACACAAUGGGGACAUGGAUCAGAUCCUCAAGAAAUUAAUUUAUGCCGAGAGAUGCAGACCUAUUGACCAGAAGUCCAGUGAUGGCCAACAGCAGGUGGAAAUUAUUAACAGUUUGGUUACUAUUAAUAGUAGUAUUAUUGUGAGCACUAAGACUAACAUCUGUAGUACUGUUCCCAUUGUCCACACCAUCGCCGACUAUAAGGACGCUGACGGCACUGAGUCGGCCAUCGAUUCGCAAUAG
Oppiella nova is the source of this 1990-nucleotide messenger RNA. The record is from the annotation of a GenBank genome assembly. NCBI's taxonomy places the organism in Eukaryota, Metazoa, Arthropoda, Arachnida, Sarcoptiformes, Oppiidae.